AUGAACCACACGCCUUCCCAGUCUAUGCGCCGUGCAUCCCAGGGUAGCAGUGGUAGUCCCGUUCACUCGGGGCAACAAGACUCCUCCGUCCCCUCCGGCUUCAACAAUCGCCAAAUGCCUCCUCCAUCCUCGCCUCGUUCUUACGCCUCGCGAUCACAAUCGGCGAACGCGCCCGCACCAUCCCUAGUCUCCCGCGAUACGCUAAACAACCAGGCUCAUCGACCGGACAGCAGCAUGUCGAUCAAUUCCCUACUGGGAAACACUGCUCCUUCGGCGUCGCAGUUCCCACAAACCUCCCGGUCGCUUUCCGGUACAGCACAAGCAUCUGCCGCAGUUGGCAUGUCACCAUCUACUGCCCAAAGUCGACCAUCUCUGGUGGAUUUCCGCCGCUCUCAAACCCCUGAACAGCCCUUUUCGAACUCGCAAAUGGGUCGGCAUUACCGAUCUGGCUCUGGUGGCGGAUCAAGUCUCUUGGGUAGGGAUCUGCUACAAUUUGGGGGCCUGUCUCGUGUUUCGUCGUCGCAGUAUCCCGAAAAGCCCCAUUCGACACAACCUUCCCCUCAGAAUUCACCGAUCGAUCCAAACCACGAAUCUCGUCGCCGAAGUUUGAGUGGUAAGAUACCUCGACCGAGCAGUCAGCCACCUAACGCGGAGGUACCUGCGCGGCAACCGGGCUACAGCCCGCUUUCUCGAUCUGCGGGAGGUCUGUCCGACUUUGAGCCUGGUCAGCGACCACCUGCACAAUACCAGGGUCUCAAUACCCAUUCUGGGUUUGCCAGUCUGCUUGGGGAUCAGGAUCGAGAGCGUGCAGCUCUUGGUAUGGAGGCAAAGGGGCAGCCCACAGGAUCUAGCUCGCGCUAUGGCGAAUCAAAGCCUCUGGGCCGUCACCCUUGGGACCAGGGCUCCUCAUCCCGGGAAAGCAAGCGCGCGCCUGAAUCAGCUUCGGGCUUUGAGCUUGGAGGAUUUGGAGGGAUCCAAAAUUACACCAAAUCUUUGGGGUCUCAACCUGGUGGUGGUCGUCAGUCGUCCUCGCUGAACACUGGACACAGUCAAUCAACACCUUCUCGCGAAUCACCCUAUCUAAGUAGACAGCCACCUCCACGAAUGGGAUCCACCCCAAAUACAGAGGCGGCUGGAGCGGGACUCCUUGGUCUGGCGGCUUCUGGGGGAGAGGCGCGGCGCAAGGGAAGCGAUGACCUCCUACAGCCCCAUUUGCGUGCAGUUGGUGUCGGUGGAAAGCUUGGUGGACGUGCAUCGCCACUCCCUCAAGCUGUUCAAGGUGCGCAGGCCCCGUUUAUCAGUCAAUCUGGGGAGCCCAGUAUCAAAAAUGAGCUGGGUAGGGUGUUCUCUGGCAUUGGCAGUGGUGUCGGUGGUGUGACCGCUGGUGCAUCUGGCAGUGGACCAUCGACGCCGUUGAUCGCAAGCCCAUUUAAGCAUCAUAGCGCCACCGGUCGCUCUGUGAAUGGGGAUGGACUUGAUGAUGGUAGAAUCCCUCGUUCACUUUCCGCCUCUGGUGGCAGGCGAUCUAGGAAAUCUAGACAUGACCAUGAUGCUCACCCACAUCGACCUCGUAAUUACUCACAACACCCAAAUCACCACCACCACCAUCAUCAUCAUCACCAUCAGUAUGUAUCUGGAGAUCUCUACGGCUCUGGUUCACAUGUACUGACUACGUCUCCUAGUCAUCACCAUGACCCUCACAAGGACCCUCAAAGACCAGAGAAGGAAGCAGACUCCCUAUCCGGGCACCAAAAUCCUCCCCGUUACGAUGUCCCUUGGCCUCCUGCCGCCGUAGCACCUCCCAUCCGAGCGCCUCGCACCACUGUGAACCUGGAACCCCUUCUCUCCAGCGUCGCCCACCUUCCUCGACAUCACCUGGGAUCAACAUUAUACACCCCUCGCAUCAGUGCUCCGUCGACCAAGUCUUCAUCAGAAAGUUCUAAAUUCGGCUACAGCACGACCCCACAACCUCUUCCACGAUUUGAACAGCGUGAGAAUUGCACCUUCACGGUUCGUGUACCACGCUUCCGAGUUGAUCAAAGCCACCGUGAAGAGAUAUGCGCACGGCGAGCCCUGUGGGGUACUGGCGUGUACACAGAUGACUCUGAUCCUGUCGCCGCCGCCAUCCACUCGGGCUUCUUCCGAGGUGCGUGGGGUGAGGAUGUGGAGUCUAUGCUGGAUCUAGAAAUCAAAGACACCUACCAGCACGCCCCGCCAGCCGCGGAGGCAGACAUCUCGAAACCAGGCUCCCAGGCCAACGGACCUCGACUACCGCCCAUCCCUCCACCCAACCAAGAUCUUCACAUCACACUUUUGAUCCUCCCCCGAUUGGAGCGGUAUGAUUCGACAGUUAUGUUUGGAAUCAAAUCCCGCAAGUGGGAUGGCCGGCAUGACGGCAUGAGUUUCAAGGUGCACCGCGUGGACUGGGUGGAUGACGGAGUUGGACGCGGCGAGGAGCGAGGCGGCGAAGCCCGACGCAAGCGACUUCGUACUUUGAUGCAGACUGGUCGUAUCUGCACGGGGCCCGCGCUAGCUAAGAUGGACGAGCUUCGGCGAAGCGGAGUGCAGGUUUCCCGGAAGCUUGACGGCCAGGAGCAGCCCACGCCCGUUCAGCCGGUCUCCUAG
Molecule: messenger RNA, 2625 nt
Organism: Penicillium longicatenatum
Lineage: Eukaryota; Fungi; Ascomycota; Eurotiomycetes; Eurotiales; Aspergillaceae
Exons: 2
Coding region: 1-2625 (874 amino acids)
Source: RefSeq, a predicted model, not a curated record